This is a messenger RNA of Vollenhovia emeryi, 7034 nucleotides long. RefSeq lists its product as uncharacterized. The record is from RefSeq and is a predicted model, not a curated record. The transcript has a single exon. Bases 708 to 3386 code for a protein of 892 amino acids. NCBI's taxonomy places the organism in Eukaryota, Metazoa, Arthropoda, Insecta, Hymenoptera, Formicidae.
GCCCACAAAAUGGCGGAGUUUUACGGCGCUGAGGUGUGAAAGGGAAGAGAGAAAGGAGAGAGGAGGGUGUCUGUGCCUGCGGGCAGUUAGGUAGGCGAUCGAGGCAGAAUGACGAGAGAUCCCGUAGAAAGAGAGGAGGUUAGGUUGGUGGCAUAGAGAAAGAAGAAUGACUGGUAGCCGCCUUCGGCGGUGGACUAGCGUGCUGUACGAAUGGGGCAACGAUGUGUCGAGGGGGCGACCAUUAGAUAGAAAGAGGGAAAACGACGAGAGCGAUACGCUGAACGCAGAUAGCGCCAAACGAAGUGGCGAGCGGGUGGGGGCACCUAGUGGAAAGGCCGGGAGUGCGAGGAGAGAGGCUCGAAGGAACGAGAGAGCGAGAGAUGGCGAUAGAGCGGAGGGGAAAGACCAGUGAGAAGCAGCGGCGGUCUCGCCGGUGGGGAUGAAAAUUAGUUACGGCAUCCAAGACCUAAAAGGAACUCAGGCGCCGCACGGUCAGAUCGCAUCGUGCAAUGUUAAGCGUUAAGGUAGUCUCGCGCGUCGUUGACAGUGCCGGUUUCGAAAUUUGUAGCAACUGUUACCUACAUUAUCGUUGUGACUUGGACUCGUGGUCAACGUGACGGCCAUUGCUACAGGUGCGAAAAAGUGAUAUGUGUGUGUGCGUGUGUAAUAUUGAUAAGUAAUAAAAUCCGCCUUAUAACGUGAGUAAGAUGAUCGGUGAGGACAACUCGGUGAAAAUGAUUCAGUCAAAGCACCAGCAAUCGGUGCAUCAGCCACACCAGCAGCAGAAUAUGCGAAAAUCUGUGGGCGUUAUGGGCACCAGGCGUAUUUUCACAACAGCCUUUAAAAUUAAGGUGCUGGACUCCUACAGGCACGACAAAGACUGUAGGCAGAAUCAGCGUGCCACCGCGAGAAAAUACGGUAUUCAUCGUCGUCAGAUACAGAAAUGGCUGCAGUGCGAGGAGCAGCUUAGAAAUAGCGUCGAAAAUGGGAAUACCGGAGCCGUCUCGUCGGCAAGCGCCUCCCCCACGAGCGUUUCCAAAUCGGAAAGUGCAGUAACGGAAGCCACGGGGAGUGCCGUGACUCCAGCAACGUCGGCCUUGAACCUCAACCUCGCCAGACAGCACGGCGACGAGCUGGCUACACAGCAAGGGCCCCCACCUUCGCAUCCUCCGCAUGGCAGUGCACCCUCCUCGCCCCAAUAUAGCCUUCAGACUACUACCACCGGCACGGUUUUGCCCUCAUGUGUAACAUCUGUAGGCUAUCAAGAAUAUUCACCGGAAGAACGUUUUCGUUUGUUCGAGGAGAACAGAGCUCGCGUAUCGGAGGUUCACGGAUACCCGGACACGCAAACGGAUCAGGACCGUAAUUACUAUGUGUUGAACGGAGACGGGCAGCGAGAUUCAGAGGUAGCUUCAGCGUUCGCUGGCAGGAAUGAGGUGAAGGUAUAUCAGACUUUGACGAGUUAUCGUUCACACCAUCGGGAGCAUCCUCGAUAUAACGUGAACGAUAAUAGCGAACGUAAUCAUUCGCCGAAUCAUCAUCAUUCGCAACAUCGAGUGCAAAAUUAUGGGAAUGCCGAUUCAUUCAACGGGAGUUCGUUCAACAUGCUACUAACGCCGUUGAUGAUAAAGACAGAGCCAGCGAGUCCAGACACAGCGGCGACGCCAGGUCUGUACGAACCGACGGGCUCUCCCAGCGGCCCACGGGCCCCACUCUCGCCGGUAUCGCAUCGAGGCGCCGAUAGCGGUGGUUCUUCGUCGAACGUUCACUUGAUUCCUCACGAGCUUGGUUCUUCUCCUGCGAGCCCAUACUUGCACGCGCUGCACGCGCUGCACGCGCAUGAGCACGCACACACGUGCCCAUCGCUGGAUUCCGAGAAGCCGAUCCCAUCGCUCCAGCACGAGCAAGAGAGAGAACCGGAGGAGACUACACGGCAUACCGAAGUGAAGAGGGAGGAAAAGGAACAGGAGGAGAGACUCUGCAGGACGUUGAUAAAAGAAGAAGUGGACAUAGAAGAGACGUGUGACGAGGGGGAAGAAGUAACUGCAUUUUCGUGCGUCGAUUAUCAACGACCACCUGUUGGCGGGUCGUCGCCUGAUAGUUCAGGAUUGGUAAGCCCUACGUACGAUCGCAAUGGUUACUCCUUGCCUUCGAGUCCUCGUGAUUCUGCCAGCGCUGGGCGAUCCAGAAACAGCUUGUCGGAUAGUGAGAUGGAUCCUCUCAAUUCCGCCAACAGCUCCAAUUUAUCUGGCAAUUUUACUCGCAGGCGAUCUUUCCCCCUGCGUUUUAAACUCGAUGUUCUCAAUGCCUUCCAUCGGGACAAGGAUGUAAAGGAAAAUCAACGAGCUACCGCGAGAAAAUUUGGUAUAAAUCGUCGACAGGUACAAAAAUGGCUGGAACAAGAGUCGGAUCUCAGAGAUGAGAUCGCCCUUCGGGGAGACUCGCGUCAACGGUUGGGUCCUAUCCAAGAUGUCGCUUCCAACAACGAUCAGUGUGACUCACCGUUGGAUCUGACGACGUCAAGUUACACAUCGUUACAAGUUUCGAAUUGUAUUUCAUUGUUGCGCGGCCGACUCGAGAAGGAACACGAACGAUUGCCAGUGCACAUUAACGAGGAUGGUUUUGUUGCUUUUUUACAUCCCCCAAGUUACGAAAUCUGGACCGGAGGGGAACCAUCCUCUGAGUUAGAAACCUUAACGGUUUGCGGUAAUCUAUCUUGCUCCGUAGACAGUCAUACUACUACGUCGACAACAUCUUCUUAUCAAGAGUUGUCUUUAAGAGAAUCUUUAUUGAGAGAAUGUUACACGGAGCCUUCGAUCAAAACACAUUGCUAUUCGUCCAGAGCGAACUCCGUGGUUUCUAAUUUUUCUGAAGGAUGUGAGCAAAGAUUUUCACCUUUGAAGAGACAGCAUUGCACGCUUCCUUCCUGCUGCGAUGCGAUGCCGUCGUCGAAGAGAUUCUGCGAAAGGUAUCCUGAAGUGGACGACCCCUACGAUGUACCUCAAGACACGCCUCUUUGUCUCGUAAAACCAAAAUUAGCACAAGAACUCUCUCGAACAGAAUUGAUUACGAAAACGAUCAAUCAGUCAAUCAGUACUUCGAACAAUCCUGAUGCCAUCACUUUCAAGCCUUACCUAGAUAAUCCCGUGAGUAAACCCGUGAAGAAGUGCGCCGUUCAGCGCGACUUAUCUCCUAUCAGCAACCAUAGUAGCAAUAAUAAUAAUUGUCAGCUAAUUUGUAACUUCAAUGAGGAUCAAAGUCGUAAUUAUGACAUCGAGCUUAAUCUGCGAGUGCCUGUUUCUUGGGGACCCUCUACAGAUGUGUAUAGAAUUCCCUGUACAGAAUUUCCGCGGAAUUCAUUCUUGCGUCCAUCACUUUACAUGUAGUUUCUUUUCGGAAUUCCUAGCUGUUGAUGAUUAAUCGCUGACUGUGGAAAACCACAGGCUCUUGAAACAACCAUCGAUCGUAACCAUAUUUCUUUCAUUUCAUUCUGUACAGAUGUGUUUCUUGAAACAUGAAAAGUAACACGAUAACGAUCGGAUUUGCAUUACAGUCAAUUAGCUUGGGGGUGUAAAAAUCGGACUUGCAGGUCUCUCGGGUGAGAAUGUACCGGCGAAAGAUCGAUUGGUGCGUGAUCUACUACACGUAGCACACCACGUAAGCACUUAUCGUUUCCACGGAUCGUCGGUACCGCGCUAUACAUCGCGAUAAAGUCUUAAUCGGCCAUUGGACGACCCGAGGCGUGGAAGGAGAUUAUACAUAGUCGCGUCCUCGACUGGCGUCUUCUUCUAACUUCACCAGACCUGCUCUUUUCCCCUCUACCAUCCUCUCGCGCCACUCAAAAAAUUGCGUAGAUAUCCUGGCGGAUCUUUUUCCACCACUUUAUCAUCGAGAUUAGAGACCGGUGGUUAUCGGCUAGGCCGUUUAGAGGUCGAAUUUGCUUGCUAUAAUUAUAGAAUUAUGUCAGAAAGCGCAGCCAUUGCGUUGCACCGAAAGUAAGUUCGCGGAAAGAAAUGUUUGAGCCGAAGUAUCAUGAAAUACAAUGAUUCUGUUUUUACAGCAUAAUAUGUAACAAGUGUAACAAAACAGGCACAAUUUUUAGUUUAACAAAUUUUGUUUGUUUUGUUUCUUCUAUUGGCAUUACGUAUUAUGCUGUAUAGAUGCAUUGUGCAGACAAAAGCGACACUUUCAGGCCGUGUUUCUUCCAUUUUGCCUAGUUUUCUAAGGAAAGCUAUCCGCCGUCGGGCGUUGAUCGGACGAUUUCUUGGUAGCACGCCACCCAUAGCUUUCCGCGAACUGGUCGCGCGAUCUCAUUCGUCACUGGUCGUGAAUAUGCAUUCGAUCUGCAGAAAUCACUUAAUUGCUCAAACAACUUCUUCCAUGUGCGCACAUAUGUGUAUGUCACACGCGCGCAUAUCACUUUAUUGUACAAUGGAACUUUGUCAUUUCCCUUAUCUUCGUUUAACAGUUGUUGUCUAUUUCUUGCUUUCGUGUUUUCAUUGUUCUCUCUUACAUGGCCUCCCUGUAAAAUAUUUGUAUAUGUAAAUAUUGGAAGAAACCGAUAAGACGAAAGAAUUGACAUUAUUAAAGUCGUUGCAUCGAAGAUUUCUACGAUGUAUAUAUGUAUUAUAAUGUUAUUAAUUUAAUUAUAAUAUAGUAAUAUAGUUAUUACUUUAACGCGUUUAGAGUUUAAUCGAUUCUUCCGUUUGGGAGAAAUGAUCUAUUUUUGUAUGAUUCCAUCUGAAAGAAUGAAGAGAAAACUACGAGAUAGAUGAUAAUUCGAAACUAAUUACUUUCAUCAAAAACACCUCUCGUGCCUUCUUUUUCGAUGUAAGACAUGAUGUGAAUCAUUUUUAUGCAUGAUAAAGACACAUAUAUUUAUACGCUUAUAAUAACGCAUAUAUUAAUAUUUUUAGAGGAUAAUAAAUACAGUAGAAAGCGCGAAUAAAAUUCACUCGUUGUGCACCUCCUCUCUACAAAUUAAUUUGCCGGAUAGUGACGAAAAUGGCAUGCGAUUAGACAAGUAUUAAUGACAGGAAGUCAUUGCAUAUUUGUUGAACGUAAAACGAUGGUGAUUAAUUUGCUAGUUGACAUUAAAAACGAACGAGGUGAGUAAACGGGAUUAAAAAGACACGCGCGCGAGGACGGCUUUGAAAAACAAAAAAACACGUGCCUUAAAUGUAAUAUAUUAAUAUUUUACUUUGUAUAAUUGUGCGUACGAGAUAUCGUGCGACGGCAACUCAUGCGUUGCAAGACAAAUCAGUAUAUGUAUAUCAAUGUAUAUCAUACCAUAUUGUAGAAUAUUAUUGUUGAACAUUGUAGAAUAUUAUAUCUGAAAUAAAUUUAGUGUUUAGCAUAGAUCGAGGUAGAAGUUAUUGUUAUAAUGAUGACUUCAUAUUAUCUAUGUACAACUUAUAUAGUUUAAAUUAUAAAAGUUUUCUUUGUGUGCAUAAGACAUCGACAAUUGACGUCGAGUAAUUCAGACGAUAAGAGCGCUAUGUAUCAGCAUCGAGUCAACGUUAAAUAUCAUGUGAACAAUAAAAAACGCGCACGGCGAAUACUGUCAUUUGAAAUAUUCAAGUGUCUGACAAUCAAUGAUGAUACUCUUGUUCAACCAUCUCUUCACAGACGCAGAGAAACCGUUUCAGACUUUUUACUGAAUAUAAUUACCUACUUAAUUCUUGAACCUUACUUUUUAUUCGAAACCGUCUUCGUUUAAGAGAAAAAUAUUCCAACUGUAAGAUUUUCUUUGUUCUUUUAUAUAUUGCGUAGUUCAUUUAUAUGAAUGAAUUUUUGAAAUAUUUUUCUUCAUAAAAUUAUUUCUAGCUCUCAAGAUUUUUCACUUGUGAAGUUGUUGAGAAAGAGCUGAGAUUGUUAAUAUUAAAAAUUUUUUAUUUUUUUUAUUCUCGCAUCGAAAGAGACAGCUGAACAAUCGUAACAAGUGUAAGUGAAAUAGUCUUAUUGUUAAUGAACUCGUUCGCAGUGAACUGAGAUCGAGAUGCAUUCGAUCCUCGAGUAGAUAAGCGACCUUCUUCAUGUUUGACUUUGCUGGCGAAUUAUCAGAGGGGAAGUUUUGUGAAUCAUCGUUAGUUGAUCGUGAAGAAAACUUGUAUUUGUAGAUUGUAAGAGAUAUCUUCCUUAGAUCGGAAAAAAAUAUUGUGAUAUUGAUCAUAGUGUAACGUGGAUUUUCCUCAAUUUCCUCGUAUCAGCUGAUUAAAUUAUGAAACAAUCAUAUGGCAUUUAAAGUAAAUGCUGAAAACAGAAGAAAUUCUAACAAGUUACGAGAUAGUGAAUUCACAGAGAUCGUUAAUAUUUUAAUUAUCGAAGUCAAGGAAAUUGAUAUAUCGAGUGAAUUUCUAAACAAUCAAGCGGUUGCCAGGCGACAAGCAAGAAGGGCAAUUUUGUAAAUCACUGCUGCAGACAGGGCAGUUACGUUAAUGUUUCAAUAUUCACGCUUAAUCGAGCUCAUUCAUGGUGUGGCAUUAUCCAACGCGAUUGCCCGCGCGAUCGCUUCGUACCGAGCUCUAAUUUAUCGUCUCACAAGUAAUAAAUUCAUGACAAGAUAAUUACCAUAAUUACCCCCACGAAGAUGUAUAUCUCGUAUCAUGUUGUAUAAAAAAAUAUUUCCUCUAUAUUCUGUCCAAUUCGUUUUGUCCGAAUAGAAAGAAAUAUCAAUUUUGCUUAACUUUGUUUUAACUUUUCAUAUUUCGCAUUAAAUGUACGAUAAACAUUUGCAACUCAUUAAUUUAUCGUUGCGUGUAAUAGAAUAUAUCUCUUUAUUAUCGUAGAACAAUUCGCCAGCCAAGUCCGAGGAUCGAAAGGUAGAAAGGUAAAAAGGUGAAACAAGGGGGAAGUGUGUUUUUUGUACCUUGUCCGCGAUCGCUAAUAGUGGUCAAGGCGGCAGUGUACGAUAAAAAAAUUUUGAUUAGCGUAAUUAGUGUAAUCGUAAGCCAUAAUAAGUUACAUAAUGCCAUAAUACAUUUUAUGUAAUAAGGAUAUGACUGACAAAUAUAAUAAGGAUAUGACGGGCAAAA